CGCAUUAAUUAAGGGGGAAAAAAAAAAAGAACGCAAGAUAAAGCACACUCCACCACCCCCAACCUUCCGAAUCUUUUACUGUGGUCCCUUUACCACCCCCGGAAUCCCUUCAAUAAAUUAUAUAUAUAUAUAUAUAUAUAAAUUUACGCCCAUUCCUUCUAUUCGAUAUCGGAUCUAUGGCGGCGCCGACGACGGGUUCGGCCCCCCGCCCCGCUCCGCUGCCGGCCCUGCCGGAAAGCACCCCGGCGUCGGCGGUCGUGGCGAACCGGGAAGAGCCGAGCAACGAGUGGUACGCGUGGAGCGGCCACGACCGGCAGGGAGAGGAGUCGCGAGGAGUCACACGGAUCUUGUGGCGGGGCCGCCAGGCGGCGGCGUUGCGGAGGGCGGCGGUGGGGGCAAGGGUGGCGGAGACGGUGCUCUGCCUUGUCGCCUUCUCCGUCCUCGCCGCCGACCACCGCAAGGGCUGGGCCCUCGAUUCCUACUACCACUACAGCCAAUUCCGGUAUUGCGUGUCGGUGAAUGUGAUUGGAUUCGUGUACGCGGGAUUCCAGGUGUAUGCGGAGUUUCACCACAUGAUGAAAAAGAAGCACAUCAUCGACCGUCCGGUUGGGAAUUACUUCGACUUCGCCAUGGAUCAAAUAUUGGCAUACCUUCUGAUUUCAGCAUCAUCCUCGGCAACGGCUCGCAUCGCUGACUGGGUGUCCAACUGGGGAACCGAUCCCUUCCCAAACAUGGCCAAUGGCUCUGUUGCUGUGUCCUUCCUCGCUUUUUUGGCAUUUGCCUUCAGCUCCCUCAUCUCUGCCUACAAUCUCUUCAACCGAAAUAUAUAACCACUCUCCAUUUCAGUGACAGGCAGUGUCUGAUUUGUUUGUAUAUUUUUACACAUACUAUACACAACAAUAAAUUUGAUAUAAAUCUCUUUUCCUGGCAAUUCUUCUGUAAGCUUACUGCUCUUGGAAGGGUUUAGUAGCAUCACAAUGUAUAUUUGCAAGAGAUUUUCACUCU
Molecule: messenger RNA, 1005 nt
Organism: Elaeis guineensis (African oil palm)
Lineage: Eukaryota; Viridiplantae; Streptophyta; Magnoliopsida; Arecales; Arecaceae
Product: CASP-like protein 4A2
Source: RefSeq, a predicted model, not a curated record